GUGGGGACACAGGAGGGCGAGAGACAACCACUCAGCGGACACUCCACAAAGCAAUAUUCCCCAGCACUCAAACUGUCAAUCAGGAUUAAUGGUCCCUUAAGACAAACAUCAGAUACAACAGUAGGGGUUGAGUUCGGACUUUCGAGUGGUGACUCAGAGAGAGAACUGUGGCGAUAAGGUCUCGUAUGAAAGUGUAGCACAGGGCAGUUGUGCCAGCAGAUCGUGGCUUAGCCUGCUCGAGGAAACGGGGGAUUUCGCCUUCUGCGUUUAGAAUCUGUUCUGACAUUAAUGCGCCUCGGGUGACGAAAUUUAUUCAAAACACUCAAUAAAGAGCGCGACCUUAUGAAAUGUCUGUGGACUGAGUGAGUCCCGCACGCCCCAAAUCGGAGUAAGAAUAGGUCUGUCUUUAUUCUGCCACUGAGCAGGCUUGAUGACUGUUGCUUCCACUCAGUGCGCACUGUUUGCAACGCACAGCUAUAAUGCACGGUUUCUGAUACGUAGGCUAUAUGCGUGUCAUUAAAACUGAAUAUUACGAGCUUUCUGCUGUCUUCAAAGGUAGACAACACAUCAUUAGAGAGCAUCGGUUAGCUGCCGAAAGGAUUCAAGACGCUGACAUUUGGUACUUAAAGGGAGCAAGAAAACCUGAGUUGAGAUGGACCUGAAGACUUUCGGCUGCGUUGUCCUGUUCCCAAUCCAGAUCUUCUACUACAUAAUCAAGGCGAGCGUGUGCUGGCUGCUACCGAGCAGGAGGAGAAGUCUAGCCGGGGAGAUUGUACUGAUUACAGGCGGAGGAAGGGGCAUCGGGCGGCACUUGGCGUCGGAGUUUGCCAAACAGGGUGCAAAAAAGGUGAUUCUGUGGGGCCGCACAGAGAAGUGUCUAAAGGAGACAGCGGAGGAUAUCUGUCAGUCAGGCAUGGAGUGUCACUACUUUCUCUGUGACGUGGCCAACCGUGAGGAGGUCUACAGGCAGGCUAAGGUGGUCAGAGAGAAGGUGGGGGAUGUGACCAUCCUGGUUAAUAAUGCAGCGGUGGUCCACGGCAAGAGCCUCAUAGAUAGCGAUGACGACGCGCUGCUGAAGUCCCAGCACAUCAACACAAUGGGCCAAUUCUGGACGACAAAGGCCUUCCUACCGCGCAUGCUGGAGCUGUGUAAUGGCCACGUGGUCUGCAUCAACUCCAUCCUGUCCCAGUCGCCCAUCCCGGGCACCAUCGACUACUGCACGUCCAAGGCCUCCUCGCUGGCCUUCAUGGAGAGCCUGACCUUGGGGCUGCUGGACUGCCCGGGGGUCAGCUGCACCACUGUUCUCCCCUUCCACACCAACACCGACAUGUUCCAGGGCAUGAAAGUCAGGUUCCCACAGCUCUUCCCUCCGCUCAGACAGGAGGUGGUGGCCCAGCGCACAGUGGAUGCCAUCAGGACCAACACCGCCUUCGUCUAUCUGCCCUGGACAAUGCACAUGCUGGUCCUUCUGAAAAGUAUUCUACCACAGACUGCCAUGGAGGAGAUCCACAGGUUCUCUGGAAGCUACACCUGUAUGAACACUUUCAAAGGACGGACAUAGGAGCCAGGUUACGCUCCAAACGCAAAGACAUUCUGGAGGAACUGGAUGCCGAGGGAGCACAACAGGGAUACGUUUCUGGACAUUGCUGCAGCAUUGGAAGCCCUUAGCCCCCUGUGAUGGAGUACGUCUAGACGCUGGACAUCCUGCUUCCCAACACCCGCUGGAAGACGUCCGUGGACGUUCCUUCCAGCAGAAGGUUGCACCUGUUUCUUCACUCAGCGUGGCUCUUGCUAGCCUCUCACGAUAAACUGGAAGCCUUUUUCACUUGAUACGCAAGAGCCGGCAGAGGAGAGAACUCAAUAGCCUGUUUCUCUUUUUUUUGGUGGACAGUUCAUUGUUUGUUUGUAUAAUAAUUUUACUGUUUUUUUAAAUAAUUAACUAAUGUCUCUGUAAAUUCAGCUGUUGAAUAAAACGACACAGGUUUUUUAACAUAAA
Messenger RNA from Alosa alosa (allis shad), 1996 nucleotides. RefSeq names its product dehydrogenase/reductase (SDR family) member 3b (gene dhrs3b). Gene Ontology annotation, molecular function: oxidoreductase activity, acting on the CH-OH group of donors, NAD or NADP as acceptor. Gene Ontology annotation, cellular component: lipid droplet. The record is from RefSeq and is a predicted model, not a curated record. The transcript is spliced from 6 exons. Lineage: Eukaryota; Metazoa; Chordata; Actinopteri; Clupeiformes; Clupeidae. The coding region runs from base 653 to 1561 and encodes 302 amino acids.